Varanus komodoensis (Komodo dragon) is the source of this 2929-nucleotide messenger RNA. RefSeq names its product KIT proto-oncogene, receptor tyrosine kinase (gene KIT). Gene Ontology annotation, molecular function: ATP binding; transmembrane receptor protein tyrosine kinase activity; cytokine binding. Gene Ontology annotation, biological process: multicellular organism development; B cell differentiation; protein phosphorylation. Gene Ontology annotation, cellular component: signaling receptor complex. NCBI's taxonomy places the organism in Eukaryota, Metazoa, Chordata, Lepidosauria, Squamata, Varanidae. The record is from RefSeq and is a predicted model, not a curated record. The transcript is spliced from 21 exons. The coding region runs from base 43 to 2919 and encodes 958 amino acids.
GGGAGUCUCCGCUCGGAGGAGCGGACGCCGGGCGGCGGCAUCAUGAAAGGCUGCGGGGCGCUGGGGAUCGUCGGUCUGCUGACGCUUCUGUGCAAACCAACAGGUGGUGCAAGUCCUUCUAUUACUCCAGCCAAAUCCCCUUUGGUUGUGCAGAGUGGCCAAGAGUUACGUCUGUGGUGCAAUGAUGAUGGCCCCGUGACCUGGAUUAUUCAGAAUGCAGAUCCAUCGGCAAGGCGAAAGAAUGUAAAAUACAAGGAGCUUUACAUAAAUAAAUCAGCACCCAGAGACACAGGAACAUAUACAUGUAAAAAUAGAGAAAACUUGAACAGCUCCAUUUAUGUGUUUGUUAAAGAUCCAAAUGUCCUGUUCUUUCAUGAGUCUCUCGCUUUUGCGACAGAAGACAGCGAUGUUCUUAUUGAAUGUCCAGUGACAGAUCCAGAUAUUUCAGGUUUCACUUUGAAAAGGUGUCAGGCCAAACCUCUGCCUGAGAAUAUGCUGUUAGUUCCUGAUCCACAGAAAGGAAUUACCAUCAAAAAUGUACAAAGAUCAUUUCUAGGUUGCUACCGGUGCCUAGCACAACAAAAUGGAGUUGAGAAAGAAUCAGACAACAUUUAUCUUGACGUGAGGCCAGUUCACAAAUCCCUUCCAGCCAUCUCCUUAUCCAAACCUGAUCAGCUUCUCAAAGAAGGUGAAAAAUUUGAAGUUACAUGCACAAUCACAGAUGUGGAUAGCACUCUGGAAGCUAAUUGGAUUUUUCAAGGCAAUGCGACUCAUACAACCCAAAGAAGGAAUGUGGGUGAUUAUGGAUUUGAAACAAAAUUAACAUUGAGCAUCCGUUCAGUGGGAGUUAAUGAUUCUGGAGCAUUUACGUGCCAAGCAAACAACCCUUUUGGAACAUCCAAUGACACAAUAACCUUGACAGUACUAGGUAAGGGAUAUAUCAAUUUAUCAGCUUCAACUAACACCACAGUAAAUGUCAAUGAUGGAGAAAAUCUGGAUUUAAUCGUGGCAUAUGAAGCAUAUCCCAGACCUGAAGAAGAAGUGUGGAUGUAUAUGAAUGAAACCUUGCAAAAUACAUCUGAUCAUUAUGUGAGAGUCACAAAUCUAGAAAAAAACAGAUAUGCCAGUGAGCUUCACCUUACUCGACUGAAAGGAACAGAAGGAGGCAUUUACACAUUUUUUGUGUCCAACUCAGAUGCCAGCUCCUCUAUAUCAUUUAAUGUCUAUGUGAACACCAAGCCAGAGAUUGUCACUUCAGAAAGACUUAGUAAUGGAAUGCUCCAUUGUGUGGCAGCAGGAUACCCUGCCCCUACAAUAAACUGGUAUAUUUGCCCAGGAUCUGUGCAGAGGUGUUCAGAUUCAUCAAAUAUUUCUGCAGUGGAUGUGAAGACCAAAUAUCAAGAUCAGCCCUUUCCUUCCUUUGGAAAGAUAGUUGUUGAAAGCACCAUUGAUGCCAGCAUGUUCAAGAACAAUGGCACAAUCACUUGUGAGGCGUCCAAUGCAGUCGACAAGCGCUCAGCUUUUUUCAACUUUGCCAUUAAAGAACAAAUCAGCACCCACACCCUUUUCACACCUUUGUUAAUUGGCUUUGGAGUAGCAGCAGGACUGAUGUGUAUUACUGUUAUAGUUCUUGUGUACAAAUAUCUCCAGAAACCCAAGUAUGAGGUUCAGUGGAAAGUGGUUGAUGAAAUAAAUGGAAACAACUAUGUUUACAUAGAUCCAACACAGCUUCCCUAUGAUGACAAAUGGGAGUUUCCAAGAAACCAGCUAAGUUUUGGUAAAAUUCUAGGAGCAGGAGCUUUUGGGAAAGUUGUUGAAGCAACUGCCUAUGGUUUGUUCAAACCUGACGGGACAAUGAGGGUAGCCGUAAAAAUGCUGAAACCCAGUGCCCAUUUCACUGAGAAGGAAGCCUUGAUGUCAGAACUGAAAGUGCUAAGUUACCUGGGCAACCACAUAAACAUUGUGAAUCUCCUUGGGGCCUGCACUGUCGGAGGUCCUAUCCUGGUCAUCACAGAAUACUGCUGCUAUGGUGACCUUUUGAAUUUUCUGAGGAGAAAACGGGAUUCUUUUAUUUGCCCAAAGCAUGAAGAAACGGCUGUUUACAAGAAUCUUCUCCAUCAAAAGGAACUCAUGUAUGAUGCCACUAAUGAAUACAUGGACAUGAAACCAGGAGUAUCUCAGAUCAUACAUGCCAAAACCACAGACAGAAAUCCCGGAAGGCCAGGAUCAUUUGCUAAUCAGGAUGUCACCAUUGCCAUCUUAGAAGAUGAUGAACUGGCUUUGAAUAUUGAAGACCUAUUAAGUUUUUCUUAUCAAGUGGCAAAGGGGAUGAGCUUCCUUUCUUCUAAAAACUGCAUUCAUAGAGACCUGGCAGCAAGGAAUAUCUUACUAACCCAUGGCCGGAUCACAAAAAUCUGUGACUUCGGCCUUGCGAGAGAUAUCAGGAAUGACUCGAAUUACGUGGUAAAAGGAAAUGCACGACUUCCUGUGAAGUGGAUGGCACCUGAAAGCAUCUUUGAAUGUGUGUACACAUUUGAGAGCGAUGUCUGGUCUUACGGAAUUUUGCUUUGGGAACUCUUUUCUCUAGGAAGCAGCCCCUACCCUGGAAUGCCUGUGGAUUCCAAGUUCUAUAAAAGGAUUAAGGAAGGAUACAGAAUGUUUAGCCCAGAAUUUGCACCUGCUGAAAUAUAUGAGAUAAUGAGGAGCUGCUGGGAUGCUGAUCCUGUAAAGAGACCAACUUUCAAGCAAAUUGUGCAACUGAUUGAACAGCAGAUUUCAGAUACCACAAACCAUAUUUACUCAAAUGUUGCAAGUGGCAUUUGCAGCCAAGGAAAUGCUACAGAUCACUCUGAGAGAAUUAACUCAGUGGGCAGCAGUGCUUCAUCUACUCAGCCUCUACUCACACAUGAAGAUGCUUAAGAACUGACUC